AUGGCAUAUACCGGCCUCACGGUGCCUCUCAUUAUGAUGAGCAUGUUCUGUGGCUUCAUCAGCUUUCUGGUGCCCUGGUUCAUCUGUAAGGGUCCCAGCUGGGGAGUUAUCAUCACCAUACUGGUGACCUGUUCAGUUUGCCACUAUCUCUUUUGGCUGAUUGCAAUUCUGGCCCAACUCAACCCUCUCUUUGGACCACAGUUGAAAAAUGAAACCAUCUGGUACCUCAAGCAUCACUGGCCUUGA
Messenger RNA from Globicephala melas (long-finned pilot whale), 246 nucleotides. The record is from RefSeq and is a predicted model, not a curated record. NCBI's taxonomy places the organism in Eukaryota, Metazoa, Chordata, Mammalia, Artiodactyla, Delphinidae.